Molecule: messenger RNA, 480 nt
Organism: Lactuca sativa (garden lettuce)
Lineage: Eukaryota; Viridiplantae; Streptophyta; Magnoliopsida; Asterales; Asteraceae
Source: RefSeq, a predicted model, not a curated record
UAGCCAACUAAGAUUUAGUAAAAUUAGUUCAUUCUUUACAUUUUGUUAAUGCAUGUAUGUUUUUCCCAUUAGCAUUUAAGAUUCUUGAGGUUGCAUGCGAUAGUAGUGCGAUCAAUUUGAGUUUAGGUUUCCUAUAAAUAGAUAUUAUCAAAGUAGAAAACGACUCCGACGAUGAUGGGAGUGAGUAUACAACUGUUAAUGGAUUUAACUAUCGCUGGUAUGUCGCUGAUGAUCGGAUUUGGGAUUUUCGCUUUUGUUGCUUCGAUUCUCUGUUCUGCAGUGUUCUUUCACAGCGCUAAGGCUCAGUAAUCAUCGUCUUCGUGAUCACUGGUUCAAGUUUAUGAGUACAAUAAGGUUGAAGUUUACAUAUACUAUAUAUGUCUAAUUUGUUUAAAUAUGUAUGUUGAUUGAUACCCUAAAGUUGAUGUUACAAUAAAAAGUGAUAUGAUCGUGUCUAAAUAAAUUUUCCACGGUUAAAUA